Monosiga brevicollis MX1 is the source of this 1671-nucleotide messenger RNA. RefSeq lists its product as uncharacterized. The coding region runs from base 94 to 1671 and encodes 525 amino acids. The record is from RefSeq and is a predicted model, not a curated record. The transcript is spliced from 6 exons. NCBI's taxonomy places the organism in Eukaryota, Choanoflagellata, Craspedida, Salpingoecidae.
UCGCUCACUCAGAGCGCGCGAGGGGCUGGUCGUUGUUGACGGCGCGGGUGCGACUCUGGUAGUUCAUGGGCAUCGGGAUCACUGACCGGCAUCAUGACACAGCGUAUGACGGCUCGACAGCGCUGGCGCACAAAGCUCAACGAGACAGGCACCGACUUUGGGGAUGGUUAUGUCUCGAGUGCCCUUGAAGUGCCCGUUCAGUCCACCCCAUCGGUCAAGGCCGAGGUGGCUAGCAACGACCAGUUCAAGAAACCCAUGCCCAUCGCCGCGAGCGGCACCGCCGCGGGUAUGAGUGCAGCACCGCUGCGCAUCGCUUCCAAUCUCCGCCCCUCGGAUGAAGGCAGUCUGCUGGGUCGCAAUUUCAAUAAACGCAAUGUGCAGACCAAGGAACUGCCCGCGACCCGCCCCACGUUUGAGCCCAUGCCCCUCGACGAAACCGUCGACAUCUACGGCGAGGGCAAGCGAGAGUUUAUCCUGGCCUUGGACCGCCGCACCAACGCGGCGACACUUCACCCCCUCGACCAUUACUACGAGGCCCGCCGCGCGCGGCAAGUGGUGGCCAUCGAUGCCGAUGAAGCAGAUGCUCUCAUGGAAUCCGGGGCCAACCUGCAAAUCAAACACUCCGCUCUGCAACUGGCCCUCAAUCGACAACGGGAGGACAUGGAGCAACCCGAAAUGCAGCGCCUCACCACCUCGUCCAACGAACUGCAGCUCUCUGAAGCAGCACUCGGCGCACAGGAUGAGACGGAUGCCAGUGGCUUUCGCCACGGCUCCAAGGCCACCAAGCGCUACAACCACACUGGCCAGGAGGUCGGCGCCAACCCUGACGAGAUCGACGACAUUGAUAACCUUGAUGAAGGGUUUGAGGUCCGCGACGAAGACGAAGUCUUGCCGGCCACUGGACCCAAGUUUGACAUCCUGCAGAAAAAUGAUGACGAGGUCCUUGACAGCGAAACAGAGGACGAGAGCGCCGAGGAGGAGGUGGAUGAUGCUGAUCUUGUGCGCCUCAAGCGUCGCCUCGAAACGGGCAACUCGGACACUGAAUCGGAAGAUGAUGAGUUUGGUACGGAAUCGCAUCGAGCAACGCGCUCUAAUCGCGCACCCCGCACCCUCUCGAGCCCCCACAACAGGGGUCGAUCCCUCACAGAUCCGCUUGUUUCAACAGAUGAAGAAGAAAAAGCAAACAAGGAACAGGCUGAAGAGAAAAAGGCCGAGGAAGAGGCCAACGCCAAACCCGCGUCUACCACCUCCAGCCAGCCGGUCACAGGUCAAAAGCGUGAGGCACCGGCGGCCGUCUCAACCCACGCAAAUCAAGCGUCGGCUCCUGUAUCAACCUCUGCCGGCGCAUCCGCCCUGGCCAACAGUGCCACCGCAACGGCAUCAACAAAGUCCUCGGACGCUUCGGGCGAGCCUCAACGCAAACGCGCCAAGGGCCCACAGGUUUCUCAAAAGGCCAUGACCUUUAUUCGCAACAUGAUCAUCAAGUAUCUGCGGCGCAAAACCAUGAAUGACAAGGAGUUGUGGGCAUCAGUGGGCAAAAACAAGUAUGGUGGACAACGGAUAUCCGAGCUGCCCGGUGGAGAAGAGUGUUUCCGAGAAACGCUCAAGACCGUGGCCAAACACAAGUGGCACAACAAGGAACGAUUGUGGGAUCUCAUUGCUGGAGAAUAA